CCACAGUCGCCAUUCUCCCCACUCCCCCCCCCCCCUCCUCUCUCUCUCCUUCUCUCUCAGUGUCUGUUUUCUCCAUCUCGAGCUUUUCCAUAGCACCUGAUUCCUCCUCUAGAGCUUGUUGCUCAGCUGGCUAGCGUGUUGACAGCCGCUGUAGUCAAUUUUCUCUCGUUGGAGGGAGUGGUUUCUGUGUUGUGAAGUUUGCAGUUUGCACAGGAUUUUUAUCGAGACCCAGUUUGCUCGGUUGGGUUUUAUCCGGGGUUUCUCUUCCACCCUCAGAUUAUCUACGAAAUAUCCAAGCACUGAAGAGAUUCCCACACUUAGAAAACUGUGAGCUGCAUGCGUGAAAAUCCACCGCGAUCUGGAGCGAGGAUGACUAUUCGUCCUGGACCGCUUACUUCUCGAAAUUCGCCGACCGCUGUUACCAGUAAAUCGAGUGCUAAAGGGAUGGAUGUGGAGAAGAUGAACGAUUUCGAGCAACGUCACCUUCCGAAUAAGAGCAGGUCUCACAGUCCGUAUGGUCACAUCGGAAGUCCCACGACGCCGUUGAACUUCGAACAUCUCUUCCUCCAGAGUCAGCUUUCAUUAAACAGCGACUUGUCUCAGCAGGAGCAGGCCAUGUUGCAAGCGCAGCUACUGAACAAUAUGAGAAGCACAGGCAUGGGUCCUAGACCGAAGCAGCAGCAGCAGCAGCCCCAGCAGUCUCUUGUCACGCUUGACCAGUUAAGGCAAGUGUACAAUAGAGGUGAACAAGAACAAGCACACAGUAGGGGCGAGCAGGAGCAUGCUGAAUGGAAUACUCGAUUAUUCACUGCCGCCGCCGCGCAGCAGCAGCAUCAACUUCAACAAGACCAGGGUCAGAUUCUGAGAGAAGAUCCUUCCAACGAGCCAUCCAUUAACGCUCUGCUGGCGCAGAAGUUUGCGCAGUUGGAGAGGCAAAAAGCUGAGAUUCAAAAGUCCGCCAGCCAACCCCAGCAAGUGCAAGUUCAGCUAUAUCCAUCGCAAUGGUCCGUUCCGUCUCAGCAACAGAGCAAUGCGAUGGCGCAAUCUGUCGUGGUGCCUCCGGCGUCGUCAGUUGCUCCCUCCGAAUCUGCUCGGCAUUCUGCUCAAGCCAACGGGCACUACUUUUCAUUCCAGAAUCAACCGCCUCGGCAGCCUCAACACCAGCAUGUGGGUAUGGGAGAGCCCCGGGACCAAUAUUAUGGCACCAAGCAAGAAAUGAACUGGCGGGCUAGUCAGGAUAGCAGGGCGAAUGCAAGUGGUGCGGGAUGGAGUGUGAACAAUGCGGCGGUUUCAAGUCAUGACAUGGCGAGCAGUUCGCAUCGCAUGUACUUAUCACAACAACAUUUGCAACAACCCCAGCAAUUUAAGCAGCCACAGGCAAUAGCAUGUCAGCCCCAGAUUGUCAGCUAUCAGAUGCAGCAGCAACAGCAGCAGCAACCCAUGUCGCAUCAGAGAGUAGAGUUUGCGGUGCCUCAGGCGCAACCAUUCAGCAGCUUCCAGUUGAAUGGUUUACCUGCUGUUGACGUGGGAACGUCGGGCCCCAUGCUGGUUUCGUCAAGAUGUGAUAAAACUGGUGGAAAGUCGGUAGAGAUCACGGGCUUGACUGAACAUCACGGUGACGACUUAGAAAUGAGCGUGGACAAUUUUUCCGGGCGGUUGUCUUCCAUGGUCUGUCAAUCACAAAAUGGACCUGCACCGAAUUCUCAGGUUUCAUUCAGCAACAACUUUCACAUGUUGCCACAAAGCUCGAAGUCGGCCUUCAGCAUCUUCACACGACCAAGCUCGAACCUGAACCCCUCGACGGAAGCAGGGUUUGUGACAAGGAGCUUGCUCUUCAACGACACAUAUAAGUCUAGCGGAGGAGACUUCGACAUGACGCACAAUGACGUAGAUACGGAGCUUCGGCUGUGAUGAAAUGGUUGCCAUGAAGUCGCAGUUUGUGGUCUUAUUAAUACGAGAGCUGAUUUGUUCCACAGAGAUGUAGGCUCGAGCUCUCCCAUCCUGUGCGAUGAUUUUGUGAUGGCUGUGGGAUACUCCGAUCGAAAGACGGCGCUCAUGAAAGUACAAGGAGAAGCGUGUACUCGAGGUGCAUCACUCUUUUUUGGUGUGAGAGUAUGAGAUAACCAUUGCCUGCGAGCGACAUACUAUUAGUGUCUCAGUGUCGUUCCAUCUGAAUGAACCGUAGAGGAGGGAUUUCUAGCCGAACAGCUAAAAAUCCAUCUCUCUUGUGUGUACAUACGCUGUAUAUUCUGCCAGCAACUUGUAUGCUUUGCCGUUUGUCGCAACAUGUGGGCGAGGUUUGUCGCAUUUGGACAGAUCUAUUGCAAAUCACCUCGCAGUUUUUUGUCCACAAGUGUGCUUGUAUAUGCUAGACGAACUGGUCAGUGUGAGCGACAGUUUGCUUUAGCGUCUACCCAUGCAGGAGCUUAUUUAUUGCAAUAUUGACGAGUAGUUCAGUCUGCUGCAACAAGUGUGCUUUCGCAGACACCAAUUUUGUCUCGACAAAUGUGUGUUGUUCAAUAUCAGUUACUUCGAGGGAAAAUCUAGAGUAGUCAGUUUUGGUAUGGAAUAGUACAUACUUAAAGCUUUGUAGCAUAUGUUCGAACAGGUUGGUAGUAUCAAUGGAGAGGUCAGCAACUUAAACUUUACUUUCGAUAGCUAUUUUAUAGCAAAAUAUGGAGUAAAGUCUGUUCAGCAUUAGCA
Molecule: messenger RNA, 2703 nt
Organism: Physcomitrium patens
Lineage: Eukaryota; Viridiplantae; Streptophyta; Bryopsida; Funariales; Funariaceae
Source: RefSeq, a predicted model, not a curated record